This is a messenger RNA of Notolabrus celidotus (New Zealand spotty), 2503 nucleotides long. It is a transcript of the gene cabp5b, whose product is annotated as calcium binding protein 5b. Bases 1519 to 2031 code for a protein of 170 amino acids. Lineage: Eukaryota; Metazoa; Chordata; Actinopteri; Labriformes; Labridae. Gene Ontology annotation, molecular function: calcium ion binding. The record is from RefSeq and is a predicted model, not a curated record. The transcript is spliced from 7 exons.
UCACAUGCCGUAUCAUGUCUUAGCAAGCUCGAGCUCAGUGAGCCUCCUGUGGUGUUGUGUGCCUAAGUUCACAAAACACCAGUGGAGGGAUGUUCCCACUUGAUGACCUGUUGUCAUGUCCCUGGAACUCAUUCAAACGGUGCCUGGGUCUGGCAGAAGUGGCCAUGCUGUUUGGAUUUAAUUAAUGGGAGCCAGUUGGUGGGCUAUGUAAUUUAACAGUGAGGCAGAUGCUCUGUAAUGAGGGUGCAAAUGGUUAGGGGGGGGGCAAUUUAAGAAAUUAAACUUUUCAGAUCUUAAAUAUGUUGCACAGCUCUUGCAACAUUUUGCAGCAACAUAAAUAUUCUCUCACCUUUAAGUCCAACAUUGCUUUGUGUUGUAACUCUAACAGUCUUCCUGGUAAGCAUGAUCACAAUGCUGUGUCUUAUAUUACAGUGCCUUUGAAUAAAUAGAGCAUGUUCAGCCCUUCUGUCUCUGAAGCAUAAGGAGGAUGGUGCUUUGAAACUGAAAAUGCAACUUUUAUCAAUAUUUCUAUUUUACACUAAAAAUGUAGGUUUUUUUUUUUCAAAUUCAACUUGUAGUUGUAUGUGCUGUAAUGACAGGAUGAAUGCAGUUAUGUGAAAAGAUAUAUAAAAAUUGGUUUCAUGGUAUUAUCAUCCUGCCAGGAUAAUCCUGUUUACAUUAAGUACAUACACACAUAUUCAUUUCACUAUAGGCUGAUGUUUUUGUUUAAUCAACUGUUCAUGUCCUCUUUACAUUCAUGGACCUCUCGUGCAAUGCUGCAAGUCAUCCAGCUUAAAUGUCAGCGUAGCAUGUGGAGUGAGGAUCUGCUUAAAUUGCACAGAAUUUAAUUCAGCCAUUGCAUACGUAGGUUGUUAUGUAAUAAGUUCAUGUAUAUUUUUAUAUGAAACAGAGUGAACAAGCAUUAUCAGAGCUGCAGUUUUUUUUACUGAUGACUAGAACACCUGCAUGUUGAGAAUAACAAACACCAUACAAACAAUAUUUGAUGUUUGGGAUGUAUUUAACGUUUCUGUUACAAAAGACUGUAGACAAGCAUAUUCUUCAUAAUCCUGUGAGUUAUACGGGUACAGAAGUGAUCUUUUUUUCCAUUUGUUUUAUUGCGUUUUGUUUUAUUUAUUGCUAUCAGACAGAAAGCUUUAUCCAGAUAGUCAUUUAUGAAACCAGCACUGAUGAAAAGAUGACAGGAGCCCCACUGCAAACAGAUGCAUCAGACAAGGAUUCUGCAUUGGUUUCUUUUUUCCAAAUGAAAAAGGCCUGAAAUAAAAGGAAGAGGUAACACAGCUAUUUUUAUCGUGGACUGAAGCUACAGAGAUAAUCCAUAUGAGACCUCAUCCCGCCUCUCAGGCAUCCUCAGAUCCCCACUGAUCAGGGUUUACUCACACACAUGCUUGCACAGAAAAAAGAGACUGAUUGAUACUACAACGAACACAAAAGUGGAUUUAGCUCUUCAAUAAACUCACACAAAGACAAGGAACCUGGGAUUUUAACGAAGGCUUCAUCAUGAGUCUGAAACAAGCCUGCAUCUUUCUCAGAGGAGGAACUAACAGAAAAAAAAGAUCUCUUACACCCGAUGAGAUUGAAGAGUUACGUGAAGCUUUCGUGGAGUUUGAUAAAGACAAGGAUGGUCUCAUCAGCUGUAAGGACUUGGGGAACCUGAUGAGGACAAUGGGUUACAUGCCCACUGAAAUGGAGCUCAUAGAGCUGAGUCAGAACAUCAACAUGAACUUGGGGGGACGAGUGGACUUUGAGGACUUUGUGGAACUCAUGACCCCAAAGCUUCUUGCUGAAACUGCAGGAAUGAUUGGCCUGAAGGAACUCAAGGAGGCAUUCAGAGAGUUUGACAUUGACGGUGAUGGUUCCAUCACAUCUGAUGAGCUGAGACAUGCCAUGAAGAAGUUAUUAGGAGAACAUAGCUGCGAGAGGGAAAUUGAAGCAGUAGUCAGAGAAGCCGACAACAACGGAGACGGAACAGUCGACUUUGAGGAGUUUGUGAAAAUGAUGUCGCAGAAAUGAAGACGACAGACCAAACGGGUGACUGUGAACGGAGAGAAUGCAUUUUUACGAUUGAACCGUAUGCUGAUGAUAGCUCACUUCUUUGUUGCUAAUUUUACACUUUCUCCUUUUGUUUAUUUAUCUAAGUUGCAUCGUCUUGUAAUCAAAAAUGUGUUUCAUUCUCAGUUGGAUUUUUAAUCCUUAAAAGUUGUUGAGUGUUGCUCUGAACACAAAGCUCAUGUUUAUUUUAACUCAGAGAGUUUAAAACCUUUGUUGUUUGUACGUUUGCCCUCAAUCCCUCAGACCUGUCACAUGUCAACUAUCAUAUAGAGCAAUACAUAUGCAAAAAGAUCAAUGUAAUCCUCAUUAUAAGUACUUGGAGCAACAGACUAUCAGCUAUGGUUAAGACCAAAUAGCAAAAAAAAAACAACAUCUACAACAAAUCUCAGAAAUGUAAACAGUUAAAGUGCAAUAAAGGUUAUAUUCAACUUAA